AUGGCCACCAUAACCUGCAAUCGCUUCACCGAGGAAUACCAGCUCUUCGAAGAACUGGGCAAGGGCGCUUUCUCCAUCGUCCGGAGAUGCGUGAAGGUAUUGGCAGGGCAAGAGUAUGCAGCCAAAAUCAUCAACACCAAGAAGCUGUCUGCCCGAGAUCACCAGAAGCUGGAGCGGGAAGCUCGGAUCUGCCGUCUCCUGAAGCAUCCCAACAUAGUGAGGCUCCAUGACAGCAUCUCUGAAGAGGGUCACCACUACCUGAUAUUUGACCUGGUCACAGGCGGGGAGCUGUUUGAGGACAUCGUGGCCAGAGAGUACUACAGCGAAGCAGAUGCCAGCCACUGCAUCCAGCAGAUCCUGGAAGCUGUCCUGCAUUGCCACCAGAUGGGGGUGGUACAUCGGGAUCUAAAGCCAGAGAACCUGCUGCUGGCAUCCAAGCUGAAAGGAGCAGCUGUCAAGCUGGCUGACUUUGGCCUCGCCAUUGAGGUGGAGGGGGACCAGCAAGCAUGGUUUGGUUUUGCUGGCACUCCGGGAUACCUCUCCCCAGAAGUGCUCCGGAAGGAUCCCUAUGGCAAAGCUGUGGACCUGUGGGCUUGCGGAGUCAUCCUCUACAUCCUGCUGGUCGGGUACCCUCCCUUUUGGGAUGAAGACCAGCAUCGCCUCUAUCAGCAGAUCAAGGCCGGGGCCUAUGAUUUCCCCUCCCCUGAGUGGGACACGGUCACUCCUGAAGCAAAAGAUCUCAUCAAUAAGAUGUUAACCAUAAACCCAUCCAAACGCAUCACAGCAGCAGAGGCUCUGAAGCACCCCUGGAUAUCGCACCGUGCUACCGUCGCAUCAUGCAUGCACAGGCAGGAGACUGUGGACUGUUUGAAGAAAUUCAACGCUCGGAGAAAGCUGAAGGGAGCAAUCCUCACCACCAUGCUGGCGACACGCAACUUCUCCGGAGGCAAAAGUGGUGGCAACAAGAAGAAUGACGGCGUGAAGAAAAGAAAGUCCAGUUCCAGCGUUCAGUUAAUGGAAUCAUCGGAGAGCACUAACACCACCAUUGAAGAUGAAGACACCAAAGUACGGAAGCAAGAAAUCAUUAAAGUAACAGAGCAGCUGAUUGAAGCAAUAAGCAAUGGUGACUUUGAGUCCUACACGAAGAUGUGUGACCCUGGAAUGACUGCUUUUGAGCCUGAGGCUCUGGGGAACCUAGUGGAAGGCUUGGAUUUCCAUCGAUUCUACUUUGAAAACCUGUGGUCCCGGAACAGCAAGCCUGUGCACACGACAAUCCUGAACCCCCACAUCCACCUGAUGGGAGACGAGUCUGCCUGCAUCGCCUACAUCCGCAUCACACAGUACGUUGACGCAGGAGGGAUCCCCCGCACUGCCCAGUCGGAGGAGACCCGCAUCUGGCACCGUCGGGAUGGCAAAUGGCAAAUCGUCCACUUCCACAGAUCUGGCGCGCCCUCUGUCCUACCGCAUUGAAGUGUGGGCUGGCCUGUGUCGGGUUUGUCACUGACUCACUACAACGGGGAGAUUCCCUCCAACUCUUCACCUAUGGGACUUUGGCUGUUGGCUCUGCUGCUUGGUUCCUGCUGGAAUUCCUCUCACUUAUCGCCAUGAACAUGCAAUGGCCCCACCAACACGACACACACAUUGAAUCAAAACCCCCAUCCCAUCCUUUGCAGCCAUCCCUGCCAGGGCCUUUGCACUGGGCUCCCUUUCUCUGCAUGAAAGAAGAGAAGAGAACCUGUUAACAAAAACCUCUUAUUUGGCCGGCGGGAAGAAUCAUGCCUGGAGUAAAGGCCUCCACCACCACUGCAUGGUAUUCCUGGGCUCCUGCAUGUCCUCAGAACUCAGCACAUCUCAUGAAAUGCGACAGGACUUGCCAUCUAUCUCCAUCCCAACUUCUGCUGAGAGCCUCAAAGGCCCCAAGGAAGAAGAAAGCACGGAGGCAGUUUUGAGCCACUCUGUGCUGGUUGGGGCUUGAGUGACCCUCUCAGCAUCAGUGGAUUUUUGUCUCGCUGUUACCAUGGUCCCAUACCUGAUGCUGUGGCUCUCACCUGCUCCCACUUUGGACUCUUCCUCAACUCGAGCUCUCACUUCUUGGCAGCCUCAACUGAGGAAUCUCACUUUAAAUUAUUUGCAAAAUUCAGCUUCUAGCACCUGUGGGUGAAGAGGGAUUUAUCUGGAUGGGUGAGUAAAGGCUAUUUUUUAUUUUCUCUUCCCAGGAGUGUAGACUGGCUUCUUCCCAGGAGGGUGAGUAGGUUUGUUCCCUAGCACUGGGGAGCUGUUAUGCCAACAGGCAGCGUGCUGUCUGAGCAGGGACACUCUCCCUCCUUCCUCCCUUCUCCCUUGGGAGCAGGGACUGGAGAAGCUGGGAGAAGAGAGGAAGAGUAUGCAACUGCUCCUCUGCACUGCACUGGCCCAGCAAAGGAACCGGUGGCCAGAGGGACAGAGAGCUCAGCUUGCAGAGCAGCGGCCAGGCAUCUCCACAAGGAUGGGCUUGGUACAGUAGCAGGCUCUUAAUGUACAUCAUUCCCUGAACCAUCCUCCCUACGCAGCUUCCUUUACCCCAGCUGACUUGGCACCCAGCUGUUGUCCACACCAAGCACCAACCUCUGCCCCUUGCAUGCAGCACCUGGACCUUCUCCCAGCACCCUGAACUCAAGCACCACAGCCCUCGCUGUAGUGCUGGAAAUGCUGGUGCUAAGGCAGCCAAGCUGGCCACCCAUUCGAGAUACAAAACUUCAUCUGCCAUGUGACACCUUCCAGCAAAGACGAGGAAUGCAAGCUUUAGUAAUAAAACUCUGCAGAAUCUGAUCAUGCUUUGAAGAAACAAACAAGCCUUUAGCUAUCUCUUCUACUUUGAGCGCAUGCCUUUUUAUAGGAAAAAGAAAACAACCUACUGUGUAUUUCGUAACUUGAUUUUGAGUAUUUGAUGACAUGAAUCUUUAUGUAAUAACUAGAAACAUUCAACUGUUUGGGGUGGGGGAGAGGUUUGGGGGGGUUGCUGUUUUUCGUUUCAUUUGCCUUUGGAGUGGGGUCGUAACGAAGUGCCGUUCCUAAUGGGACCCCACGGCUGCAUCCCAGGGUCCGAGCGGUGGAGCUGACCCGAGCUGGGUCUCCCACCUUGUGCCCCAUGGGUGGCUGUGAUGGCAGCAAGGCCACCAUGGCUCGUUGCAGUUGCCCUGGCCAGGCAAAGGCAGCAGCCUCCUGGGCACAGCUAUGUCCCCAAGGGCCCUUUCUGGGCGCAUGUGGAUUUUCCUGAAUGGCAAAGCCAGGCAGUGGUUCUUCAGGAGCCAUCAGCAGGUGGUUUUCAGGAUAGAAGACAAAGCUGGAACAGAGAAUUUAGGUAUCACCUCUUUGCCUUCAGGCAGAGGUCUGAGAGGUGUGAGAGUGGUUAUUUUUCUGGUAAUCCUUCAAUUUCUUGUUCUCUUUUUUUUCCAACUGGAACUUCUUUGCUCGUUGAUGUGAGAUUACUGCAGUGCACUGCUGCCACUGGGGGACUUUCUAACUGCACUAUCUUCAUCUGCAUGGCAUUUAACUUUCUAGAUGGUGCGUGUAUUGAAAAACAAAGAAAUGAACAAAAAACGCUUGUUUUGGACAUAAAGAGGAAAAAAGAAAAAAAAAAGGAAUGUUUUCUCCAUGUAAAUUCUGAUUGUGUAUUUUGCCUUUUCUGUGGUUUUUGAAUGCUUUGCUCUCUGUCUAGGCAGGGGCGGCUGCCUCACGAAACACAGCCACAUUCUUGCAGACUGCAAAAAUAUUUUCCCGCUGGAUUGAGGGGAAGAAAUCCAAACUGUCAGGGCAUUAACAGUCUUGGAGAGUUGUUCGGCAUGUCCCGCUGCAGGGCGAGGCGGGG
This is a messenger RNA of Rhea pennata, 3847 nucleotides long. RefSeq names its product calcium/calmodulin dependent protein kinase II alpha (gene CAMK2A). The record is from RefSeq and is a predicted model, not a curated record. Bases 1 to 1470 code for a protein of 489 amino acids. NCBI's taxonomy places the organism in Eukaryota, Metazoa, Chordata, Aves, Rheiformes, Rheidae. The transcript is spliced from 19 exons. Gene Ontology annotation, molecular function: ATP binding; calmodulin binding; calcium/calmodulin-dependent protein kinase activity. Gene Ontology annotation, biological process: protein phosphorylation.